This is a messenger RNA of Lachnellula hyalina, 2253 nucleotides long. RefSeq names its product Nitrogen permease regulator (gene NPR3). Gene Ontology annotation, biological process: positive regulation of autophagy; negative regulation of TORC1 signaling; cellular response to amino acid starvation. The record is from RefSeq and is a predicted model, not a curated record. The transcript is spliced from 2 exons. Gene Ontology annotation, cellular component: GATOR1 complex. NCBI's taxonomy places the organism in Eukaryota, Fungi, Ascomycota, Leotiomycetes, Helotiales, Lachnaceae. Bases 1 to 2253 code for a protein of 750 amino acids.
AUGGCACAAGAACAAGAGCUAGCGCCCCUCGCUUUGAGGUCUCUCCCUAGUAAACAGCCCAAAAGAUCUCCUCCUCUUCCAUCCGAAGGCCGUCUGGGAAAUGCAGAAGAGCAGAGACAAAAGAUGGUAUUUGCAACUCUGGGCAAUUAUGCAGGGCUCAAGGCCAUUGGGCUCGUCAUCAGAUCCAAAGAUGGCCCAAGAUUCGUCUUUCAUUACCCUGCGCACCCCUCCAACAAAGCAGCCGAGCGCGAGCUGCGAUUUGGCACAGAACUAGACCCCGAACCUGUUGAGGACGACGACCUUUCCAAUGACAGCGAUGAGUCUGACCUCGAGGAGAGCGAUUACUCCGCCUUGCCAGCAUUGAGCACGCUCAACAUCACAGAAAAGGUGGGGUCCCAGAAAAGGAAGUUGGAUCACGAGGACCAGCCAAAGGGCGACGAUCACUUCGACAAUGAAGACGGAGAGCAUGUAGUCCCAUGGGAACACGUAUUCGAGUUUCCUACCACCGAUCUAGAGAGUAUCUUAACUCCUUCAAGGGCCUUCCACAAGAAGAAAUUUGAACUCUCUCUGGAUCCUCUACGCUUCGUUACGUAUCCAAUGCACAUUCGCGAAGAUGGAACAUGGAAGAAGAAGAAAAAGAUCAGGAAAUCUAAGAAGUCUAAGAAAGAGGGCAGUGGUGAUCCGGAAGGCUCAGAAGAAAAGUCUGAUGAAGCGAAGAAGCCAAGUGAUGAUAGCUCUGAAGACGGCGAUGAUACUGGUGGCAUGACGAUGUUCAAUGUGGUUUUCAUACUCAAUCUUCCGAAGGAGGAGCAAGACCAAAGGAUCCAUGAGAUCUACGAGCACAUUAUCAAAAAGUUCAACAAGGCCAUGAAUCAUGCACAAGCCUCUAGCAAUUUUGUGUGGAAAGAGUCCGAGAUGAUCCUGACUAUGAAGGAAAAGGCCCGCGAAGAGCGUCGUCCUAUGAGUUGGGUAUGGAAUGAAAUUUUACUUCAAUCUACCUUGGCUGCUGCCAUCCGGGAUGUCUUCCUUGCCAUCUCGAACAAUAAGAUCGCUAUCCUUCGUCUAGCCACAAGUCCACCCCUAGAAUUGUCCCUCCAAAUCCCCGUCCCUCCUUAUCUUACCAGCUUGCCUAAUCCAGAUGAAAGGGCAAUGCUUGGCCUACUCCUGACUUCCGCCAAUCCUAUAAUCGAUGAGGAAGGAAAUGAAGACCCGACACAUUUGAACAAGCACUUUGCUCUCCUCCUUCUUGAUGACGAGACUAAAAUCAUCUCCGAAAUCCAAGCUGACAAUACUGAGCUUUCUGCUCCUCUAAUCGAGUGUAUUCGACUCUGCAAGCCAACCCUAUCCUUCCUCCAAGUUGCUCAAACCAACUCCAUAGAAGUCAACAGCUUACUCAUCUUGGCCCAACAUCUUAUUUACUGGCGCAAAGCCAUUGCGAUCCCUCCCCUCCACGCUCGCGAAACGUACAUCGUCUCCCCCAACUGCGAUAGCCGCAAACUACCAGAAGCCAGCGUAGCAUGGCGAAAAGCUUUCCCACUCGCUCCCUCCCUCCCCAGUUUCCUAGCCACUCUGUCUGCAGCUCCACGGCCAUAUAAGACAUUCCCACCCAGCAAAGACCACCGGCAAACCUACAUCGACAUGCUCGCCUGGGCCAUCCGCGGCGGCUGGGCAUCACAGCUCCGAACCGUAGCCUGGAUCUGCGUCUGGCCUGAAAUCCUCUACGAAGUACAAUAUCAGCUCCAAGCCGAAGCCCUUGAAAAGGCAAAGCACAAGAGCCAGGCAUCAAGCCAGUCUGCCGAAUCGACCGAUGAGUCUGGUAAUGAUAAGAAGCCUGUUGAUCCGAAUGCGCCCAUGACGACUGAGCAGGCUGCUGAACAGGCACGCUUGUAUCGCCUGGCGAAAAAGGCGGAUGAGGAUGCGAAGGAGUUUGCCGCUGAGUUCGCGAAGAUGCCAACGCCGAUUGCUACGAGUCAUCCUUCUAAUAACCGUGCUGCGCAUUUGAAGACUAUGGCGCCGUAUAUCAUCAAGGAUCCGCAUAAAGUCAGCCAUGAAGAGUCGCUCUACAUUGCUGCGCUCGGGAAGCGUUGGACGGAUCCGAAGGUUAGGGAGUGCUGGUUUAGGUUUUCGGGCAAGUAUUUUAAUGGGAGGGAAGCGCUUGAGAUGAUUGCAUUGCAAGAGGGUAUGAAGCGGAAGGAGACGUGGAGUAUUCUUAUGCACUAUCAGGAGAAUAUUCUGGUAUGUAAACAUUGGUGA